Molecule: messenger RNA, 4216 nt
Organism: Bufo gargarizans (Asiatic toad)
Lineage: Eukaryota; Metazoa; Chordata; Amphibia; Anura; Bufonidae
Gene: SLC2A1
Product: solute carrier family 2 member 1
Exons: 11
Coding region: 1-1662 (553 amino acids)
Biological process (GO): response to insulin; monosaccharide transmembrane transport
Cellular component (GO): apical plasma membrane; basolateral plasma membrane
Molecular function (GO): hexose transmembrane transporter activity
Source: RefSeq, a predicted model, not a curated record
AUGCCGCUCCCGACACCGAUCCUCUCCCUGCGUCCACCGCUGCCCGAACCUCAGCACGCUCCCGCCCGGCCGUCUCGCCUCCAGCAGGAAGGACACCCCCCGCAGCUGCAGACGGGGAAGGAACCUGCUCCCAUCGCACUCUCACACCGAGUUAUCGUGGCUGUUUGUGCACAUUGUCACGUAUGUCUUUUGUCUCUUCUACAGAUGACGUGGCAGUUGAUGAUUGCUGUGGGUGUCGCUGUCCUUGGAUCCUUACAGUUUGGUUACAACACUGGGGUCAUUAAUGCACCACAGAAGGUCAUUGAGAAGUUUUACAAUGAGACGUGGUUAACGCGGUAUGGGGAGCCAAUCCAAGAAGCCACCCUGACCUCCCUGUGGUCCUUGUCUGUGGCCAUCUUCUCAGUCGGUGGAAUGAUUGGCUCAUUUUCUGUGGGUCUUUUUGUCAACAGAUUUGGCAGGCGUAAUUCCAUGUUGAUGGCUAACAUCCUCGCUUUUAUUGCUGCCAUUUUUAUGGGCUUUUCCAAGAUGGCAUACUCAUUUGAGAUGCUGAUUAUUGGCCGGUUUAUAAUUGGUCUCUACUGUGGUCUUACUACUGGAUUUGUGCCUAUGUAUGUCGGGGAAGUGGCCCCUACAUCUCUUCGUGGGGCCCUGGGAACGCUGCACCAGCUGGGAGUUGUGGUUGGAAUCCUCAUAGCUCAAAUAUUCGGAUUGGAACCAAUCAUGGGUAAUGACAGUUUAUGGCCACUUCUUCUCGGCUGCAUCUUUGUCCCUGCCCUUGUGCAAUCAGCAGCACUACCCUUCUGUCCUGAAAGUCCUCGGUUUUUGCUCAUCAAUCGUAAUGAAGAAGACAAAGCCAAAAGUGUCCUGAAAAAACUUCGUGGCACCACAGAUGUAACCGCUGACCUUCAAGAGAUGAAAGAGGAGAGUCGUCAGAUGAUGAGGGAGAAGAAGGUCACUAUAUUUGAGCUGUUCCGGUCACCUCUGUAUCGUCAGCCAAUUUAUAUUGCUAUUGUUCUACAGCUGUCUCAACAACUCUCUGGAAUUAAUGCGGUUUUCUACUACUCUACUAUGAUAUUCGAAAAAGCCCAGGUUCAGCAGCCAAUUUACGCCACCAUUGGUGCCGGAAUUGUCAACACAGCAUUUACCGUUGUUUCGCUGUUUGUAGUUGAGCGAGCUGGACGACGUACCCUUCAUCUUAUUGGAUUGGGUGGCAUGGCUGGAUGUGCUAUAUUGAUGACUGUCGCUCUUGUAUUACUGGAGCGUGUGCCAGAGAUGUCCUACCUCAGCAUUGUGGCCAUUUUUGGUUUUGUGGCAUUCUUUGAAAUUGGACCAGGACCAAUCCCUUGGUUCAUUGUCGCUGAGCUCUUCAGUCAGGGUCCUCGUCCUGCGGCUAUUGCAGUUGCUGGCCUUUCCAACUGGACUUCCAACUUUAUUGUGGGAAUGGGCUUUCAGUAUGUAGAGAAACUCUGUGGCGCCUAUGUCUUCAUUAUCUUUACAGUCCUUCUCAUCUUCUUCUUCAUCUUCACAUUCUUCAAAGUGCCUGAGACAAAGGGCCGCACCUUCGAUGAGAUUGCUUCUGACUUCAGGCAGGGCGGGGAGAGAAAUCCUGACAAGCACAAUUCUCCAGAAGAAUUCCACAGUCUGGGAGAUUCCCAAGUGUAACCGUGCACCUUUAAUACCUACCUCUUGUCACUUCCCUCUCCUUCUCUGCCCAUGUCCAUUCUGCUGGUGCAGAGGGACUUAGGGUGAGGACAGGGAGAGGGAAGAGGUCGCUCUGUCUAAAUUUUGUUGGGCAUAAUAAUAAUGCCUCUUCCUGAUGUAUUCCCACUACCUCAGGGAGGCACUGCUAGGCAGCAAACCAUUUCCAAACACCGCUCGCUGCAUUUCAAACCUUCUUGAAUAACCACAGGGUAGCUGUUCAUACUCUAGUGUUUCUUUGCAGGUUUCUUACUUGUAUGUGGAGAGAUGAAGGAUGGAAGCUCUUUUUUUAAAUAUAUAAAUACAUAUAUAUGAUUUCCUUUUUAUAAUAGAUUAUUUUAUAAUCAGCGUGAGCUUUCAGACCUACAACGCUAAGCGAGCAGAGGUGUGUUCAUCAAACCCAUCAUGGACUCUUGUUUACAUACUGUAGUUUUUUUUUUUUUAUCUUUUCUGUGACUGUAGAGGAGAGGAGAAGCAUAGAGGCUGCAGAGAAUAAUAACACUAUAUGGUGGCAUUACUGGUUAUGGAGUAGAGGCUGCAGAGAGUACAGACUUAUGCAGGAAGAGGCUGCAGCGAGUACAAACACAUAGAGAAAGAUCUUAAAUUAGAAUAUGAGAGUUCUCAAUGUUUGUGCCUUCAGAUGAUGUAAGAAACAAUAUAGACUAUUAGAGGCGCUCUGUGUAUAGUCGCUGUCUUACUACACACGUCUGACCUUCUUGCUUUUUGCCCAUUCUUCAAGUCUCCAGUGCCUGUACUGACUUCCAGAUUUCACUUCCAUUAGAUUAUUUUAAUCUAGCAUCAGGUUUUUCAGCUGACACCUAUGUGCAAAUUCACAUGGUACAGGUUGUAUAACCUUUUUGCCAUUCCAGUUGUGUUUCAUCAUUGCACAGGCUGUUAGGUACACAGUAUUCUUUAUCGUGACAAUUAAUAGGGCUAUUUAUGUUAGAACUAAACAGCAGACAGAAUGAUGAUCCCAUUCACCUGGUCCUAGAAGUUGAAGCUGGAACAGACCCUCAUUUGAAAUGCACUGAUUAUUCUUCUACACACUGUUGGGCGAGGUUACCCAGCACUGAGAAAGACAGCAAGGGGUAAGCUUCGGGGAUAAUGACAGCAGCACUGAUGAUGUUACAAAGGCUGUGACCCCGCUGUGGGUGUUCCAUGACUCCAGCUUUACAGUGACCAUGAUCAGUCCAGAAAUACGCUGGACAGGUAGAGAAUUCGCCUUAACCGUAUGCUUGUGUUUCUUCCUAAUAGCGGUCGAAGAGGAAGCAUUUUAUCUCAUGCAGCUUCAGGCUCACCUCCCCAUCUACCCACAGAGACACAUUUCUUUGUAUAGUUUUGCAGAUAUAUAGUUACUGUAUGUAUUGUAGUUACACCGUGGGUUUUGCACAGUAGCUUAUGAUACGUAUAGGUCAAUUUUUUUUAGCUGCAAUGUUAGUGUAAAGCAUUUUAUUGUCUAGAAGAUACUUUUAAAUUAAUUUUUUAUUUGAUUUCCACCAUAGACUUUGUUUCGUGUGCUUGUGUUUCUUCCUAAUAGUGGUAGAAGAGGAAGCAUUUUAUCUCGUGCAGCUUCAGGCUCACUUCCCCAUCUACCCACAGAGACACAUUUCUUUGUAUAGUUUUACAGAUAUUUAUAUAUAUAUUUAUAGUUAUAUAUAUAAAUAUAUAUUUUUGUUGGAUGAUGUUACUCUCCAGGUGUAAGUUGUCGUAUGCCUGACGCUGUUCUGUAAAUACUGUAUGUAUUGUAGUUACACCGUGGGUUUUGCACAGUAGCUUAUGAUAAGUAUAUGUAAAUUUUUUUUAGCUGCAAUGUUAGUGUAAAGCAUUUUAUUGUCUAGAAGAUACUUUUAAUUAUUAUUUUUUAUUUCCACCAUAGACUUUGUUUUGUGUACUGAACAUGGAUUUUACCUGUUUCAUGUGAAUUAUGGACGUGUUACACAUAAAUGGUUUUAAAAAGUAUUUCCUUAUGUCCAGAUAUGUUAUGUAGAGUGCUAUACAGUGAAUAGAUAUAAUAAAAAUGGCCACCCGUGAUCUCAAGGAGACCGUUAUUACUUUACUGACACAGUGGCUGAUGAAUUUAUAUACUGUAAAAAUAAAUAUUUGGGGGGAUUUGCUGCCAAAAAUCUAUUAUAAAAACCAAUCACCCCAAGCAGUCUGAGAUUGAUUUGAGUUGAAUUCCCAUCGCAUUGAUCAGUCCAUGUCCAUGAUUUAUUAUAUGUGUGCACAGAAUCACUUUGCUAGCAGUGUACUGUAUUAAUCCGGCAUCCUUGUGGUUGCACAUGCUGUACUACAUGGGAAUGUUACACACCUUGCGAUCCGAAAGUGAUGACAUGUUUCGAGAAGCUGGUGGCAUAAUGUUUUUAAAUGACUAAUAUUGGCGUGUUUGUGUGUCGGCAUCUAUGUCUCUUGUCACAGGGUAUAGCUCCUUAUUCAUGACUUUUAUUGUACUGUUAGUUUUUUUUAUUUAUUGUCCGUUUGUAACACAAACCUCCCUCAAUAAAAGUAACAAAUUAUAACA